UGUUCAUGCUAGCUUGACAGAAUACUGGAAAGCGACCAGAUGGAAUUCAGCACUGGCUUCUUAACAGAUUCCGCACAUUUUAAAUUGUAUCGCACACAUUUUUAGCUGACUUUCCUGCCAACAAACAGCCCUGGCGUGACUACAAAAGCCUAUCUGGGAGGCUCGGCUGCGCUGUGAUCCGGGACAGAAGCGGUCAAGACAUUUAAAGCCACCCUACCAAACAUCUUCCCACUGUCCCAAGGCGAGUGUGUGUCCAUCAUGCCGCUGUUUGGUAAAUCCCACAAGAGUCCGGCGGACAUCGUCAGGACCCUGAAGGAAAACCUGGCCAUCCUGAUCAAACAGGAUAAGAAGACAGACAAGGCGUCUGAGGAGGUGUCGAAGUGUUUGGUGUCCAUGAAGGAGAUUCUGUACGGCAGCAACGAUAAGGAGCCUCACACUGAGACGGUGGCCCAGCUGGCCCAGGAGCUGUACAACAGCGGCCUGCUGCUGUCUCUGGUAGAAAACCUGCAGGUCAUAGAAUUUGAGGGGAAGAAGGAUGUGUGUCAGAUCUUCAACAACAUCCUGAGGAGGCAGAUUGGGACGAGGAGCCCCACCGUCGAAUAUUUCUGUUCCCACCAAGAGGUGCUCUUCAUCCUGCUGAAAGGGUACGAGACGUCCCAGGUAGCGUUGAAUUGUGGGAUCAUGCUGAGGGAGUGCAUCCGUCACGAGCCGCUCGCCAAGAUAGUUCUCCAGUCGGAUGAGUUCAACAGUUUCUUCAACUACGUGGAGAUGUCCACCUUCGACAUCGCCUCCGACGCCUUCGCCACGUUCAAGGAUCUCCUAACAAGACACAAAGUGCUUGUGGCUGAAUAUCUGGAACAGAACUACGACUCGGUGUUUGCAGACUACGAGAAGCUGCUGCACUCUGAGAACUACGUCACCAAGAGGCAGUCUCUAAAGCUCCUGGGCGAGCUGUUACUGGACAGACAUAACUUCACGGUGAUGACGCGCUACAUCAGCAAGCCGGAGAACCUCAAGCUGAUGAUGAAUCUGCUUCGAGACAAGAGCCCCAACAUCCAGUUUGAAGCCUUCCACGUCUUCAAGGUUUUUGUAGCGAACCCCAACAAGACGCAGCCCAUCAUCGACAUCCUGCUCAAGAACCAGACCAAACUAAUCGACUUCUUGAGCAACUUCCAGAAGGAUCGCACAGACGACGAGCAGUUCAACGACGAGAAGACCUACCUAAUCAAACAGAUCAGGGAUCUGAAGAAGCCGGCCUCCUAGAGAAGCCCCCGCCCCGCCCCCCGCCCCUCCGCCCCUCUGUUCUCUACCCCGACUUUUUAUUGAUAGGAUUACAGUAGAAAAAAAAAAACCACAUUAACAAUAACGGUUACUCUAUUUCAAAUAAAUCUUCUCUUUGUUGGUUCAUUUAAAACUCGUGCAACAGUAGUUCGCAAUCACUGAUCUUUCUUUUUGUAAAUGUUUCUCUUGAAAUCUUUUUAGUUUUAAAUCUGUAGCAUGUAGUGCCACAGCUGCCGGUGUCGGAGGCGGAGGAUUUGCUCUGUUGGGAGAACCGGAGGUUAAAAAAAAAAACAGCUUUGGGCAAAACGGACGUGACCGUUAUUGUAACGUCAGUCACCAGUUGCAGGUUCGCUGUUAGUUGCAGCUCGGUCAUCGUGUAUAAAAACACCUUCUCGGUCGUCGCUAAAAGCUUUAUGACAUUUAGCUGCUGCUCGUCUUUUCUUAUUAUACAGCCGAAGCGCCGACGAUUGCUUCUCCUUCUAAAACUAAAUCGAUCGUCACACUUAAACACUAACAGAUUGAAGCGUUGCCAACUCAAGGGACAGGCUUAAGUAAUUAAAUACACUACUCUACACAUAAAGGCUGAUUUGUCAAUGAUAAUAGCGUUUAAAGAAAAAUCACAGAGAUUUGGCGCUGGUGAGACGGAGAAUAGAUGUUUUGAAGAGAACUAGAUUGAAGUCACUUGACCAAAAAUUCCCAACUAAAUAACAAACAGCAGCUCUUCAUCUUCCUAAUUGAAUAUCGAGCUGCUCGCGCGGUACAGCACGCUUCCAUCGUUUUGAUCACUGGUUCUCUCGGCUGGUGGCUGACUGCACUUCCUGUAUGAUACAAAUAAUAUGCUUUUCUUUCACUGUUCUCACUGCUUGAGGGUCUUUUCUUUUCUUUUUUUUUAAUAUGUAGUUUAAUUUCUUGUGAUGUACAGUUUAUGGUUUGUACACCUGGAGUGAGUGCCAUUGGUGAGUGAGAACGUUGAACUUUAACAGUUGUGUGUGUGUGUGUGUGUUUUGAUCUGAUGUUGGUGUUUAGAAACCAGUGAGAAGAUUCAGAGGUGCCUUUUUUUUCGGUUUGGUGUGUUUUCCCUUCUUCCUUUUUGUAUUUUCAGUAUCUUUCUAGGGGAGCUUAAUUAUUAUGUUAUUGAAAAUAUGCUCUGUAUAGAACAUAUUUGUUGUGAUUUAAGCAGUGAACCUCUUAACUCACUAUAUUUGAGUUACGCUGUCAUAGAAACAUUUAAAACCUUUUGCAGCAGUGUACAGACCAGGGGCGCAGUUUCACUUUGAGUUUGUCUCCAAAGUAGCGCUGAUUUUGAAUACGCGGAUGACGAACCGUGUCGGCUGCAAACUCAUCGGGAAACUUGUCGCCGAGUGAGGCCAAAGUUGUAACUGAGAAAUGUAACUGUGAACAAUCCACGUGUAGUUAAAGGACCGUAAAAUGUGCAAAAUCAAUGAGGUCAAAAUGCUACUUUUUAAAGUGCUGUUGGUUUUAUAUUUGACUUCCAUUUUCUAAUAUUGACAUCUGUAUGUCAGUAAAUGUCUGACUUUAUUUGAUUUGCAUCCACUGACGUUUAUGUAUGAUGUCAUGAUGAUGAAUGUCUUUAAUUAGGACACUUUAAACAGACUGUCACUUCAAUACAGUGAAUCUAAGCAGUAGUGGAGGACGGUAUAAAGAUAAUUGCUAUUCUGCUUUUUAUUUUCAUCUGGUUUAAAAGAAAAAUAGUUCUCCAUGUUAUAUCUUCUGGGUUAAAAAUAAAAAUAAUUUUUUUUUGAUGCUAUAAGCUGUGACAUACUAUAUCAAAAAUAUAAUUCAAGAUGCAAAAGUGGACCAAUCAGCCGAACUCGACUGCGUCUGUUUUUCCCCAUUAAAAAAACACCUUUAGUCAGCAGAACUCCACAUUAUCUUCCCAGCAGCCUCCUUAUUUUCCACAUUCACUACAAAUAAAAGGAUGGGAAUGCAAG
Cottoperca gobio is the source of this 3233-nucleotide messenger RNA. It is a transcript of the gene cab39l, whose product is annotated as calcium binding protein 39-like. The coding region runs from base 259 to 1263 and encodes 334 amino acids. Gene Ontology annotation, molecular function: protein serine/threonine kinase activator activity. The transcript is spliced from 9 exons. NCBI's taxonomy places the organism in Eukaryota, Metazoa, Chordata, Actinopteri, Perciformes, Bovichtidae. Gene Ontology annotation, biological process: intracellular signal transduction. The record is from RefSeq and is a predicted model, not a curated record.